Xenia sp. Carnegie-2017 is the source of this 567-nucleotide messenger RNA. RefSeq lists its product as uncharacterized. The record is from RefSeq and is a predicted model, not a curated record. The coding region runs from base 1 to 567 and encodes 188 amino acids. The transcript has a single exon. Lineage: Eukaryota; Metazoa; Cnidaria; Anthozoa; Malacalcyonacea; Xeniidae.
AUGGGAAUCAAAGAAUCCAACGAAUCACAGGAUCAGGAGUUUCUGAAAGAUAUACAAUAUCUUGAGGAUGAAGGGAGAUAUGAAGUGAACUUACCUUGGAAGGGAAUAUAUUCAAAAUCAGACUGUUACGGUAUGUGUUUGAAACGAUUACACCAGUUGAAAUCUCGUCUCGAUAAAGAUAAACCCUUAUUGCAAGAAUACGAUACAAUUAUCAAAGAUCAAGUGAAAGGAGGAAUUAUUGACCCAGUUCUUGUUGCUCAUGAAACCGGUUAUUUCCUACCCCAUCAUGGCGUACUUCGAGAAGAUAAGGAAACUACAAAACUUCGCGUGGUUUUCGAUGGUUCGGCAAGAGCUACUAAGGAAGAGCAGUCACUCAAUGAUUGCCUUGAAAAGGGACCAAAUUUGGUUCCACUUUUAUUUGACACUAUGAUAAACUUUCGAGGCUUCCCCAUUGGGCUUGCUGUUGAUAUCGAAAAGGCUUUUCAUCAAAUACAAAUUGCUCCGAAGACGAAAGAUGCUGAAGUUUCUUUUGGUUUGACGAUAUUAACCAAGUUCAACCGAUGCUAA